Messenger RNA from Ruditapes philippinarum (Manila clam), 405 nucleotides. RefSeq lists its product as uncharacterized. The record is from RefSeq and is a predicted model, not a curated record. Lineage: Eukaryota; Metazoa; Mollusca; Bivalvia; Venerida; Veneridae. Bases 1 to 405 code for a protein of 134 amino acids. The transcript is spliced from 3 exons.
AUGGCGUCGCGUCUUGAGAAAAGUUGUGGUGGUUGCGGUGGUGGUGGUGUUGAUGAUGGUUGUGGUGGCGGUGGCGGUGGAGGUGGUGGUGGUGGUGGAUGUGGCAGUGGUGGUGGUGGUGAAGGUGGUGGUGGUUGCUGUGGUGGUGGUGUUGGUGAUGGUUGUGGUGGAGGUAGUGGUGGUGAUGGAGGUGGUGGUGGUGGAGGUGGCAGUGGUGGUGAAGGUGGUGGUGGUUGCUGUGGUGGUGGUGAUGGUGAUGGUUGCGGUGGCGGUGGUGGAGGUGGUGGUGGUGGCGGUGUAGAUGUCGUUGAACUUAAACCACCGAAUCCUCCAAAACCGCAAGGUGUUGACCUAGUUGUUGAUACAAACGCGCCAAAUCCGCCUAUUGGGGGCGGUUUUUGUUGA